AUGUACCUUGCUCCCCUCAGCGCGGGCCACUUAGCCGGUAGUGUUGUUGUUGUUGCUGUUUGUUCUGUAAAAUGGCUCGUACUAAACAAACCGCUCGCAAAUCUACCGGUGGCAAGGCCCCGCGUAAACAGCUCGCCACUAAAGCUGCGCGCAAGAGCGCACCGGCAACGGGCGGUGUUAAGAAACCCCAUCGCUACAGGCCCGGCACCGUCGCUCUCCGUGAGAUCCGUCGCUACCAAAAAGAGUACCGAGCUCCUGAUUCGCAAGCUUCCCUUCCAGCGGUUGGUCCGCGAGAUCGCACAGGACUUCAAGACCGAUCUUCGAUUCCAGAGCUCCGCCGUGAUGGCCCUGCAGGAAGCUAGCGAGGCUUACCUCGUCGGUCUCUUCGAGGACACGAACUUGUGCGCGAUUCACGCCAAGCGCGUCACCAUUAUGCCAAAAGACAUUCAAUUGGCACGUAGAAUUCGCGGUGAACGCGCU
Iphiclides podalirius (scarce swallowtail) is the source of this 480-nucleotide messenger RNA. The record is from the annotation of a GenBank genome assembly. NCBI's taxonomy places the organism in Eukaryota, Metazoa, Arthropoda, Insecta, Lepidoptera, Papilionidae.